AUGCUCUCCACACUCAGACAAGCUGCAGCUCGCCCACUUGGCAUCAGAUGUUUUGCAGCCGCCAAGGAUAUCCGCCAUGGCAGCGAAGCCAGGGCACUUAUGCUUGAAGGUUGCAAUCGUUUGGCAGAUGCAGUCGCAGUGACUAUGGGGCCGAAGGGUCGAAACGUGGUCAUCGAGCAGUCAUUCGGAGCACCGAAGGUGACGAAGGAUGGAGUAACAGUUGCAAAGUCCAUUGAUUUAAAGUCUGCUCCGAUGGUCAACGUGGGUGCUCAAUUGGUGAAGACAGUUGCAAGCAAAACCAAUGAUGUUGCUGGUGAUGGCACGACGACCGCCACAGUGCUGGCUCGUGCAAUUUUUAGAGAAGGCUGCAAGGCUGUAGCUGCUGGGAUGAAUCCGAUGGACAUCAAGCGUGGUAUGGACCAUGCUGCAAAGAUAGUGCUAGAGGACCUUGCUAGCCAAGCCACUCACAUUGAAACUCCGGACAAGAUUCGGAGUGUCGCAACCAUUGCUGCGAAUGGGGAUGAGCAGAUUGGCAAGAUGAUUACAGAGGCGUUUGAAAAGGUUGGGAAGGAUGGCACCAUCACAGUGUCGGACGGGAAAACCAUGGACCACGAACUGGAGGUCGUCGAGGGUAUGCAGCUUGAUCGAGGGUACAUCUCUCCGUACUUCAUCACCAACGUGAAGGCGCAGAAAGCUGAGAUGGAGAAUCCACUCGUGCUCAUUUUUGACAAGAAGAUCUCCUCUGUCCAGGCAAUUCUCCCUCUCUUGGAGCAGGUAGCCAAAGUGCAAAAGCCUUUGCUGCUCAUUGCAGAAGAUGUGGAUGGUGAGGCUCUCUCGAUGCUCAUUGUAAACAAACUCAGGGGUGGCCUGAAGGUCGCUGCCAUCAAGGCCCCUGGUUUUGGUGACAACAGGAAGGCCAUCCUUCAGGAUCUCUCAGUGCUGACUGGGGCAGAGCUCAUCACAGAGGAAUUAGGUGGCAAAUUGGAGGACGUGCAGCUUUCGCAGUUGGGCACUGCCAAGACCAUCUCCAUUGACAAGGAUAGCACUGUGAUUCUAGACGGAGCCGGUGAGAAGGCAAAGAUUGAGGAGAGAUGUGAGAGCAUCCGAGACAGCAUUGACGCAUCCACUUCUGAGUACGAGAAGGACAAAAUGAAGGAACGCCUUGCCAAGUUGAGCGGAGGUGUUGCAGUCAUUAAGGUGGGUGGGGCAAGUGAAGUGGAAGUCAAUGAGACCAAGGACCGCUUGAACGAUGCCUUGAAUGCCACCAAAGCAGCACUGGAAGAGGGCAUCGUUCCUGGCGGAGGUGCUGCUCUUCUGUAUGCCACUCUGAAGCUGGAGGCGUAA
Durusdinium trenchii is the source of this 1344-nucleotide messenger RNA. The record is from the annotation of a GenBank genome assembly. Lineage: Eukaryota; Dinophyceae; Suessiales; Symbiodiniaceae.